Trichoderma harzianum CBS 226.95 is the source of this 1186-nucleotide messenger RNA. RefSeq lists its product as hypothetical. Gene Ontology annotation, molecular function: structural constituent of ribosome. Gene Ontology annotation, cellular component: mitochondrial large ribosomal subunit. The transcript has 4 exons. The record is from RefSeq and is a predicted model, not a curated record. Lineage: Eukaryota; Fungi; Ascomycota; Sordariomycetes; Hypocreales; Hypocreaceae. The coding region runs from base 109 to 1053 and encodes 314 amino acids.
AAAAGAGCCUCCCCGCGAUCAGGUCAUACCCGGCAGAACAGCCCUGUCAUCCCGCCCUCUCCCCUCCGGAACCAGGCCAAUGCCAGUGUCUGGCACUUCAUAGCGCCCAUGGCCUCUCCCUCCAGCUUCGUCCAGCUCGCAAAGAGCCUCCCAGAGCCGCUGCAGCGCUUCUUUGCACGCUGGCCGCCCGCGGCGCUCGUCGCACCCGGCACUCCUCCGACGCCGUUCCAGGAGCAACGACCAAAUCCCUUUCGAUUCUACAAACACCCCGUGACUGGGCGGUGGCAGGAUCCCGUCUACUCACAGCGAAGACAGGCGCAGCUGGUCAAGCUUGCGCGGGACCACGGCGUUGAAGAGCUGCUGCCCGAGACGACCAAGGGCACAGAAUACCAGCUGGCUCAUCGUGUUGAGCAUGGUCUGAGAGUCAAGGGUACGGGUGUGGGACAGAAGGUCAAGGGUCACAUCCACGAACGACACAUGAUUGCAAAGAUGGAACAGAGGAGGAAAGCCAUGCUCGAGAUGCCAAGACUCAUCCGGGCCUGGAAAAGUAUUCUCGGCCUCACCCCCACCCUCCUCAACUCCCAGCAUGACCCCUCCACACUCAUAAAGCAGGCCUAUCGCAGGGCCCUCCUCCGUCACCAUCCCGACAAGGCUGCUGCUGCUACUCCAUCGGUCUCACUAUCAGCCUCAUCCCCGUCUCAGCUCUACACCAUAGACCAAAUCACACAAGCCUUCACAAUUCUCUCAUCGCCUCGCCAGCGCAGCACCUACGACGCCAACCUGCGUCUCACCAGAGCCAACGGCGACGGUUCACAAGCUCGUUUUCAGACAGGCAUUGAAAACGUCGACUUAGACGAUUUGCAGUUCGACGAAGGGGAAGAGCGCUGGUAUAGAUCCUGUCGCUGUGGCAAUGAUCGCGGGUAUUCCUUUCAGGAGUCAGAUUUGGAAGAGGUUGAGCACGAGGGGGUGCUCAUGGUUGGCUGUCACGACUGCAGCCUUUGGCUUAAGGUUCACUUUGCCGUUGUAGAUGAAGCAGAUGACAGUCAUUUUUGACCUCAUUGUAUAAUUUGCCACAAAAUUCAUGACAAGGACGAAGCGUGACUAAAGCAAGGCGUUUUUAGGAGUCAAGCAAUCAACAAGUAUAUAUAGAGAUUACUUGGUAAAAAGUAAAAUAAUAUUAAAAAGC